Messenger RNA from Electrophorus electricus (electric eel), 2110 nucleotides. It is a transcript of the gene tbc1d17, whose product is annotated as TBC1 domain family, member 17. Gene Ontology annotation, molecular function: GTPase activator activity. The record is from RefSeq and is a predicted model, not a curated record. NCBI's taxonomy places the organism in Eukaryota, Metazoa, Chordata, Actinopteri, Gymnotiformes, Gymnotidae. Gene Ontology annotation, biological process: activation of GTPase activity.
GGUUGAGUCACCAUAGAGCAGAGGAAGCAGCGUUGUUUUGAUCAAAACUAUAUACGCAGGCAAGCGGAGAAUGGAGGGGAAGCUAGACAGUCACAAGCUUAUCUUUGAGAAGGAGGGCGUUUACCUCCACACCAACGCCAAAAGAAGCAACGAGGACACGACCAUUCCUGGAUUUAUUCGUAUCAUAGAGCGGGAUGGUGAGGCGCUGCUGGAGUGGAGCCCGGUGCAGGGUGAGGGAAAAAAUGCUCCGGCUGUCUUUUACACAAAGAAGGAUGGAGAAGAUGGGGGAGAAGAGGAGACCAAGUUUGACCCAGGCUACGAACCGGACUGGGCUGUUAUCAGCACAGUAAAGCAGACCAGAGCAAAAGAGCAGCAACCUCCAGUGAGACAGACAGGGCAGUGGGGCUCGUUCUCUCUGCCCCUGUCGGAGCUUUACUCCCUUCGCCGUGCCCGCUUCUCUCUGGGCAGGAACUUCAUGGUGUUGACCAGCAGGGGGGGCCAUCCCCUUCCCCCACUGCACUUCCACAGAGGUGGCACCAGAGAGCUGCUCAGAGCCAUGCAGAGAUACAUCAGACUAGCCCCGUCUCCAGUGGAUGGGAGGUUGUUCUUGGCAUAUCCCCAUGACUCUGGGGCUCUCUCUCAAUCUUUUGAUGAACUGCAUCUCUUUGAUGACACUGGUUCGGACCUCGUCUCUAGGUUCAUCCAGGACCCUUACGCGACUACAUUUGGGGGAUUCUCCAAGGUGACAAACUUCUUCAGAGGGGCACUGAGACCCCCGGAGUCUCCUCUGCAUGGCUGCACACCUGCAGGAAAUCACGCACCCCACACAGCCGAUGACGAACCCGGCUUUGAGCUCAUAACCUGUCAGGGGGCAGAGCUGGGUCCCCGGCCGACGGUCACCAGAGGACAGCCUUUGGAUAACUGGGAGCAAUUUCUGGACUCGGAAGGGCGUGUCACUGACCCACAGAUAGUCAAGGAGCUGGUUUUCAGAGGGGGCAUCAUUCCUCCCCUUCGAAAGGAGGUUUGGAAAUUCCUCCUGGGAUUUUUCCCCUGGAACAGUACAGCUAAAGAGCGGGAGGACAUUAUCCGCGUGAAAACGGAUGAGUACUUCAGGAUGAAAGUGCAAUGGAAAUCUGUCAGUGAAGAGCAAGAGAUGAGAAACUCCCUCCUCAGAGGAUACCGCAGCCUCAUUGAGCGAGAUGUGAAUCGCACAGACAGACAAAACCCCUUCUUCUCUGGCAAUGAGAACCCAGGUCUCACUCUGCUCCAUGACGUGCUAAUGACCUACUGCAUGUACAACUUCGACCUGGGCUACGUGCAGGGCAUGAGUGAUCUCCUGGCUCCACUCCUGUUCGUCACUCAGAACGAAGUGGAAUCCUUCUGGUGUUUGACUGGAUUUAUGGAGCUAGUGCAUCAGAACUUUGAGGAGUCACAGGAGGCCAUGAAACAACAGCUCCUUCAGCUCAGCCUGCUGCUGAGAGCACUCGACCCAGAACUGUGUGACUACCUAGAUUCUCAGGACAGCGGCUCUCUCUGUUUCUGCUUCCGCUGGCUGCUGAUCUGGUACAAACGAGAGUUCCCCUUCGAUGACAUCCUCAGCCUCUGGGAGGUUCUCUGGACCCGCAUCCCAUGUGCGAACUUUCACCUUCUCUUGGCCUGCGCCAUUCUCGUGUCACAGAGGGGGGAACUGAUUGGAUCAAACCAUGAUUUUAACUCCAUUCUUAAGCACAUCAAUGAGCUGAACAUGAAGUUGGAUCUGGAAAGUGUCAUGUGUGAAGCAGAGGGAAUCUAUCUGCAAAUGGCUCAGUGCAAGGAGCUGCCUGUGAGAGUACAGGAAGUGCUGGGCCUGUAUGUCCCCUCCAGCUCGGAUGAAGAAAGCCCACAGUCAGAGCCCAAAGAGACUGACGGGCUGCUCAGCCAAUCGUUAGCUAGGGGAGCAACAGCCUGCCAACCAAGCAACCCCCAUGCAACCCCACGACCACCCCCCACAUACCCCUAACCACUACUCUAACUGGACAAACAGAGAGGGUGAUGUUUAUGUAAAAAUAAUGUUUAUGCAUAACCUAGAGUAAAAUAAUAAUUACCUGUAAUUAAUUGAGAGAGAGAGAGA